CAGAGAGGAGCACAGGCUGAGGCGGAAGUCAAACUGCUCUGAGACCGUCAGCCGCGGAGGAGCUGUUAACUGUCAGCCGGACGGAGACCCAGAUACACAGACAAAGUGGUUAUCCAGUGGUACCUCGGAGGCAGGCGCAUCCCGGAAUAGAGAGGGUGAUUUUCACCUCAAGUCGUGUAGUGUGUAAAAAUAAAGUCAGUGCUUUUCAACAGUGGGUCUGCUGAGACAAUACAGCGGACCAGGAAGCGGGGUUUUGGAUCUGGGAAAGGAGAGCGCGCCGUGCAGCAAUCAUGAGCACCACCUACAGUGUGUCCUUGGCUGGCCCAGCGCCGUGGGGCUUCAGACUGCAGGGGGGCAAAGACUUCAACAUGCCGCUGACCAUCUCCAGGCUAAAUGACGGAGGGAAGGCAACCAAGGCCAAUAUUGCCGUUGGAGAUGUGGUUCUGUCCAUCGAUGGGAUCAGCACAGAGAGCAUGAACCACCUGGAAGCCCAGAACAAAAUCAAGUCCUGUACUGGUUCCCUGAACCUGACUCUGCAGAAGGCUUCCAGUGUUCCCAAACCUGCACCAGCUCCUGCUCCAAAGCCUUCUGUCUAUAACAGCCCCAUCAACCUUUAUUCCAAUGACACUGCCUGCGAGGUUGCUGAGGGUCAGAGGAGGGGGCUGAAGGACAGCCAGGGGAGUCCCUCCCAGCACAACGGUGGGCCCCAGAGCAUCUUGAAGAAAAGCCCACCAAGACGUGCACCACGGAAGCCUGCCGUGGACACAGAUAUCGAGUUUUACCACGUGCCUUCUCACGGUGAUGCCAGCAAGAAGCGCCUGAUGGAAGAUACUGAGGACUGGCACCCCAGAACUGGCACCUCGCAGUCGCGUUCCUUCCGCAUCCUGGCACAGAUCACGGGCACCGAGCGCUUGCAAGAACCAGAAACCAUUUCUGCUAAAAAGACAAAUGGUCACUUCUCCUUCAGCGAGCUCAACGCAGACAGCGGAACGGUCAGCCUUGUACAUGUCGAAGAGCCCUCUGAUGUUGACCGAGCUGAUCUUGCUCUCCGGCUCUCGAACGGCCUGGAUGGCAAGAUGUCCUCUGCGGGUGCUCACACACAGUAUGUCGGCACACAGACCAUUGAGGAGCCUUGUCUCCUGUCUGCGCCUCCAGCUGCUCUGCUAGAAGUUAAGGCAAGUCCUGUGUCUGGAGCAACAAGCAGUCUGGCCCUUGAAAAUGCAGCUGACAGCAGCCUGUCUCAAAAGCCAGCUGGCCUCCUCCUCUUCAGCUCUCCAGUGAGACUCCAGUUCCUGGACAAUCCUCUGCAGGCUCUGCCCAAGUGCGCUCCACACCCCCCUCCAGUAACACGGGUUCUUAAGGGGAUUCGUCAGAUAGCUACACUGUCCAGGAUGCUUCCUGUCUCAAACAGAACUGCAGGCAUACGUGCAAGUUUAGUUCAAAUCUGUCCAGGCACGUCUACUUCCUUUGCUAGUGCUGGCAGUACUCUUGCUUCACCAGCAGGUGGCAGUAAAAGCUCAGUGUCGACUCAGACUUGCGAAUUAUCUGCGCUGUGUUCCGCUCCCGGAUUGCUGCCAUCUGUGAGCUCCGCUCCCUCGGCCCCCCAGAGCUCUGCUGCGUCUAUUCCAACACAAACAAGUCCCGUUACAGCUGCAGCAAGGCCUGUUCUCUCCCCAGGCCCUGUGAGGAAGGAGUUGCUGUCCAACCCUUUAGAAGCUCUUCCCAGGAGAGCUCCCUGCCCACCUCCCAUGAGCCUGAGUUCCCAGGCCCACGGAGCAGCUGCCACGAUUUCUGCCGCUGUCCGCACUCAAGCUAGACUCUCGGGGCCUGUGCUAUCGCCCUCUCUGCUGGACGCUCUCCUCAUCACACCUGUCUCUAGGCCCCCUCCUCUGCAGCGCACAAAAGAUAAAAGGAGAACUACCAGUGCCUUGUACUUGCAGAAGAACAAGAGUGUCUCCUGGCAUCAGUCAGUCUCUGCUGCCCUGACUCUCCCACCUCUCUCCACUGUGAGCCUUUCUGCCAGCCCUUUGUCUUCUAGUGAGGCACCAGAACCAGCCCAGCCCAGCUCUCACGUGACCUCUGCUGUGAAGACCAUGACUAAGGCUCCAGGCAGUGCCCCCAGACCUCCGCCUUCCAGCCAGGGCUCUGUGCCAGCCUUCAAACCCUCAGCAGCCCCAGGCACUGCCAAGUCUACAAGCUGGCAGACCAGCCAUGCAGCAGCAUCAAGCUUCCCUAAGGCCACUCCAAAUACUGGCCAUGUGGCCCCAGCAUUUGGGCACAUGACCAACAGCACCCCCAAGGCUCCAGUGGCCCCGGCAGCCGUCUGUUCUGCCCCCCAGCCUCACCCCACAGAUGAGGACACCCUGGUGCAGAGGGCUGAGCACAUCCCAGCAGGAAAGCGGACCCCCAUGUGUGGGCACUGCAACAUGGUCAUCAGAGGUCCAUUCCUGCUUGCUUUGGGCAAGGCCUGGCACCCAGAGGAGUUUAACUGUGCUCACUGCAAGACCUCCCUGGCCGAAAUCGGCUUUGUGGAAGAGAAGGGGUCUGUGUACUGUGAGCACUGCUAUGAGCAGUUCUUCGCUCCUACCUGUGGCCGCUGUCAGCGAAAGAUUCUUGGGGAGAUUAUCAAUGCCCUGAAGCAGACCUGGCAUGUCUACUGCUUCCUGUGCGCUGCAUGUCAGCAGCCCAUCCGCAACAACGUCUUCCACCUGGAAGAUGGCGAGCCCUACUGUGACAGAGACUAUUACAAUCUGUUUGGUACGAGCUGUCAUGGUUGUGACUUCCCCAUUGAGGCUGGGGACAAGUUUCUGGAAGCCUUGGGCUACACUUGGCAUGACACCUGCUUUGUCUGUGCGGUGUGUUGUACAAGUCUGGAAGGCCAGGCUUUCUUCUCCAAAAAGGAUAAGCCGCUUUGCAAGAAACACGCACACACUGUCAGAAUCUGAGUACCUUGAUUCCUUGAUUCUGCAAGUCCUGUGAAAGAAGAAGAAGGAAAGGAGAAUAUGCUCACCGGCUGUUGAGAUGCUUUGUUCUAAAGAAUGAUUCUUACUUUCUUAUGGACCUUAUUUUUGAGAAAUAUUUGGUGUUGGGGCUUUGUUUCUUUCUCUUUUCCUCUUUCAAAAGUUAAUGCAACAUUCAAUACCAAUUGAUAAGUUAUGUCCAGUUGGUCAGUGCUACUUUGGGUGACGCAAAAUACAAUUUUUAGUGCACGAACCAACAGAGAAUCAAGUUAAUGGUGUCAAUUAAUUUUAAAAACUGAGAGUGAAAGUAGAGAUGGAUUGGGAUAACAAAUUGUGUUUCAUUUCCACGUGUUAGCUGAAAUGUUCUGUGCCAAAAUUAAUCCACAGCAAUCUGAGAUCACUAUACACACACAAGGCGACAGAGAAUGUCCCAUUACACAGCUGAUCCUCAGGUGCAGGGCAUCCACAUGCCCUCAUUCCACUGCUUGGAUAUGUCUGCCCUGUUGCUUUAUUUCAUAUUAGUUUAAACACAUGGAUGGCUGAUGACCCAGUCCUGUGAAAUGCAUUGUUUUUAUCCUCCAUCAGUGCAGUUUGUGCGGGAGCCCUUGGCUUACAGAGCGAGAAACGGUGAAGACUGCAUGUUAAAUCUAUCACCCUAGCAUACUCUAUGCUGUGGAGGUCUAGAGGUUCAUUACUGCAAACAAAUAAAAUGAAAACACUUCCUUAUAUGGAUUAUAUUCCUCCCUUUAUGGCUUGCCAGCAACUGUACUAUACAGUAGAAGUGAAUGAGGGUAUCCCACCUCUGUUUUAUCUUGUCUUUUAACAAGUUCUCUGUGUGUCAGAACUGUAGUCUCUUUAGAGACUGUUUUUUUGAUUAAGCUCAUAUUAUCCAACCAUUGAUUAUUAGAAAACCACCUAUUUCUGUAGGGGUUAUAACUCGGAGCCCAGAGAGGAAGACAGGACAGCACUCUGGAUGAGAAGUUAGUAUGAAUAUCUUCUGUCAAAAUGCAUUAACACCACUGGAUUUCAUUUGUAAUACUGUACAGUAGUUUAUUCAAGGUGAGUUUUAAUUCACAAGGCUUUGGGUUUUGAAGUAUCUCAGCAGUAAAGUGAUGAGUACUUUAUGCAAGAAGCACUUGUAGUCAAGGAAGGAGUGUCAGUUUAGAAGAAUGAGUUCCAUUAGUGAAACCACUUCAUUGCUUUAUUGAUAAUUGUCUGUGCUCCUUGCCUUUCACUGAAGGAUUUCAGAGUUGUUUGAUUUAGAGUUGGAUUUAAAGUUGGGUAUUUCCUCAAAGUUACCCAAAGCAAAUAAGUGGAUUCUGAUUUUUUAAUGACAAAAAAAAAUGUAAAUACUGCAGUGCUAAGCUAGGAGUUCUGAAGCCCCUGUAUUGUUAAAUGAUUCAUUAAACAUGUUGCAAAUGUUUCUCAUGUCCUUUAAGUGCGUAUUGCACAAUAGUCUCAAAGUGCUUUUUUAAAAAAAACUAGUUGAUUUAGUGUAAUAGUAUCUUCCUGAUCUGGUUCAGUAUUGACUAACAGAUCAUGUUCUUCCAAGUGCUUUAACAAAAAGGCUUGACCAGACAUACUGUACAUAUUCAGAAUAACAGUCUUUGUUCUGCGCUGAAAAGCGGCAGUGUCAUCAGUGACCUUCUCCACCAGGAGAAGUGUUUAAGUGAGGAACUGCAGAAUCUGUUCGAAUUGUAGAUCUUUAUAAAUGGUGGUCAGCUCAGAUGGAAAUAUGCAAACAUAAUGUCUUAGAAUUUCCUCUCACGGAAGAAAAGCAGGCAGUUUCAAAUUUUCUUUGAAGUGGUUUCUAAUCAUUAACUUCUCCUAAAACCCCAGUGAAUCUCUUUCUGAAUUACCGACAUAUCUCCUUCCUGUGUAGUUUAAAUGCUUCAGAUAAAAAGGAAUUAAACUGUGGAUACAAAUAAAGCAUCAUACUGAACAUCUGUAAUUUAAAAGACAAAAAUGUGUUUCGCAUACUUCUUCACUUCUCAUCCAGGAGUGCUAUGAGGGAACUUUUUUUCUAAGCCACUUUACAAAUACACAGCAGCUUAAUUGAGCUUGUGCGCUUAAUGCCACAGCAUGAUAUAAGCACAUACUGUACUGAACAAUUCAUGUCUGUGGUGUUUGAAUUUCAAUUUAAUAAUAUGUAAUUGUCUGCUACACAGAGAGUUUGAUACUGAGUAAAAUGCCUGUUUUUCAUUUCUUUGUCUUUUCUGAAUCGGUGCCGAAAUAGGAAAUCACAAACCUAGCUGUAACCUUCAAGUUUUGUGGAAUUGCUGUGUACUUCACAGGGCAUGGCUUAAAUAUAAGCAAACAAUUGCUGCAGAUGAUAGAAUAUAAAAUGAUUGCUUUGCAUUAUGGUCUUUUGUGUUGUACAGUAAGUCUUUAAGUAAAAUCCGCAUGCACUGCAAUGAAAAAUACAUUUUCUUUUCUAUUGGAUACGAAAGAAAACAUGAGGGAUCAUUUUACUAAAUACUUCCUAUCGUGUAUUUAUUUUGAAAUUCCCAACAAAACUUUUAUGCCUUUCAACUUAAAAUAGGUUAGUUUUGUGUAAUUUAUGGACAGUCAGAAGUAUGUUUUUUAGAGCAAUGCCUGGAAGGUUCAGUCUGACCAAAGAUUUCACAGGAGGUCAGGAAGUGUACAGUAGAUCACAGCUUAACACAGAGCCAACUGUGUCCAGCAGGCAGGCUUCUAUAAUAAACUGAGUGAACCUGGUUUUGUAGUACACAUGAAUUGGAAAACCUUUGGAAGAUAUUGUAAGUAUUUUUCUUGAAUGUGAUUGUGUAAAAAACAGAAAAAGGUAUUGACUGUCUGAACUCAAAAGUAAAAGGCUUUUGUUGUAGAUUCAUGAGCUUAAUGUUUUUAUCAGAAAGAAACAGGGCUGUCUAAAUUGUCCACACAGUGCUGGAAAUCUUUCCUUUCUUCCCCAUUGCUAGUCAGAUUUUUCAAGCAGAAUAAAAAUGUAAAGAAAAUGGAGGUGACAGAAACCCAUAGAGCACAUUUGGACUGAGUUAUUCAUGUGUUGCAAAAUUUGUUGUGCUAUUCACACUGAAAUUCAGCUUAGGUCACUAACUGAAUAUAAAUGUAUCGAUUGUAUAUUUAUUGAGGCUUCAAGGGAUGCACGUGGGUGUUUUUUGUAUAUUUUAGAUGAAUGGACAAGUUAAGAUCUGUUAACUUUAGAUUAGUAGCAGUUGUGCAUUUACUGGUUUUCUUUUAUGUCUUUUAUUUUUAGCUCUGUUUUUCCUACAGUUCUGAUAUUCCAAAGCCAAAUACAAACUUUUGCUUUUGCUGCUAUUAAGUGCAGUAUAUGCACAUGAAAACUACAUUGGAAAUGGUUGCACAACCUUUGGUUUUCAUGAAAAGUUAAAAGAUGCUUUUGAGCUCAAAAGAAACAUUAGAUAGGGUGUCAAUAAUUCUACCAUUUGUAGUACAGUAAAAUGUUUUCUUAAAAUCAAUGUUUUUUUUCUUAUAAGAGCAUACAAAGGAUGAGUCAAUGUUCAUAUAUACCUGUAGACAAAUGUUCAUAUAAAGUGUUAAAUAGUUGGAAUUCUUCAAUGAUGUGUGACCUGUUCACUUAAAUGUUAUACAAAAGGGUUGUUAUGAGUAUUUUUUAUCUGUGGGAGGAAAAGCUGUAUUUUCUUUCUUUAAAUUAUGAGUAAAUUGAAAACAAGAGGGAAAAAAACAUCAACAACAAAUAACUUGGAUGUCCCAAAUAAUUUUCAACAGAUGUGCAACAUUUGCAGUCUCAAUAACAGGAGGCAGUGACGGGGGGGAUAGAGUGAUCUGCAGACAAAAGUACAUUUUGUCUGUUUGUUUUUUGCAAACAAGAAGAGUUCAAAACAAGAGUGGCAAUCCUUUCACAGGCCUUUGAUUCUGCCAGCUUGUCUUUUGUUACCUGUUGGUUCCUGUUCAGGUGGCAGUGUGGAGGAGUGUUCAGGGCUCUAGACUUGCAUAUGGGAGGCUCCAAUGCUAGAUGAACCACUACUGCUACACUCCCCUUGACCAAAUUUUGUUACUGUGAUUGCUCAAGUAAUGUUGCUAGGUGUAUAAAUGGAUACAAUGUACGUCUAUUUGGAUAAAACCAUCAGACAAAGAGCUUUUCCACCCUGAAGUGGCACCAGAAAUUGAAUGUCCGAGGGUGUGUCUCAUAUUAGUGCAAGUGUUUGAGACACCAUCACAAAACUUUGUGUUAGUUUUAAAAUAGUGGAUAGUUUUUCUACUUAAAGAUCGUAAAUAAUGUGCUGAAUGUCCUCCUCUCUUUGUGGCUUUUCCGUUGUCCUGAUAUUCAUAAAAUAAAUAACUAUUACAGUACGGAACUUGCGGUUUUGUGUUUGCAGUGCUGUUGAACUGAAAUAUUCCCUGAUGGCUUUGCCUGAUUAAAAACCAUGUUUAAGUGAUUAUUUAAAAAAAGCAGAGGAAACGAUUUCUCCAAAAGAAUUUACCAUGUUUUGUCCCAUGAUCUGAACCACAGUUGCCCUCUCCGUCUCUAGAACUGUCCUUACUGUGUUCCUGAAAAUGCUUUAUUUUCAAAAACUCUUUUAUCUCCCAAGUCUCUGUAAGCUUUCACCAUUCCAGCAAUAAAGUUAUGCACUCUUCAAAAAAG
This is a messenger RNA of Lepisosteus oculatus (spotted gar), 7566 nucleotides long. Lineage: Eukaryota; Metazoa; Chordata; Actinopteri; Semionotiformes; Lepisosteidae. The record is from RefSeq and is a predicted model, not a curated record.